This is a messenger RNA of Haemonchus placei, 312 nucleotides long. The record is from the annotation of a GenBank genome assembly. NCBI's taxonomy places the organism in Eukaryota, Metazoa, Nematoda, Chromadorea, Rhabditida, Trichostrongylidae.
AUAGAGCUUCUAUUGGAACGUAUUCUUCUUCGCCGUAAUCCAUCAGCAAUAGCUAUUGUACGUCUGAUGAGACGCUGUCGUAUGGGAGCCGUUCAAGUUUCCGUGCAGUUCAUCUUCAUGCAGCUUGUUCUAAUGGAACUGUUCUGCGAGGACGGCAUAAUGGAUCCAAACGAUCCGCGAAUGACUGAUUUUCGGAAGAAAUACGAAAGGCUGUUAACUCGUUAUAACGAAGGUCUGGCCAAACGACAGAAAGUCUCACCUUCGAAGGGAUCGACUUUAAGCGAAGAAGCGACGACUGAAGCAAAGGAAUGA